This is a messenger RNA of Tricharina praecox, 600 nucleotides long. RefSeq lists its product as uncharacterized. Bases 1 to 600 code for a protein of 199 amino acids. The record is from RefSeq and is a predicted model, not a curated record. Lineage: Eukaryota; Fungi; Ascomycota; Pezizomycetes; Pezizales; Pyronemataceae. The transcript is spliced from 7 exons.
AUGUCUAUGGCGCAAAAUCCACGUCUACGCCGGCUGCAACAACAACAUCGUCGCGCGAGGCGCCAAAACUGGAGGCGCGGCGGGGCGCGGCGGGGCGGCGCGGGACGUACCGAAGACGUAUUGGUGGUAGUGGUGAUGAUGGUAGUGGAGAUGAUAGUGGUGAAGGUGGAUCCGGAUCGGAUCCAGGCCUCUUCGGAUUCAUCACCGAAAACCGCCGGAAGGAGUCGAUUCGGACUCGGCGCCGGGAGGGGGGGCCCGUGGCCCGAUCGACGGCUCCCUCCCUUGCAGAUUGACAUUCAGCGUUGGGUCUAUUCCUCCCUACCGCCGGGAUUUGGCAAGAGGGACCAAGAGUCCAAGACCGAGAUGUCCCCAUCCGAUAUCCCCACGGCAGAGAAAUAUCAACAGCAAAAGACUCCAGCAAGUUCAGACCGACCAUGCAGUUUCAGCAUAGUCCGGCAGAUGCAGACCGGCCAUACAGUGGGUAUCGCCAAAGUGAAAGGCUCCGUGAAAGACUUCAGCAAGUUCAGACCAGCCCCGCGGUAUCUCUGCAGUGAAAGAUUCCAGAAAAUGCAGACCAACCAUGCAGUAUUACAACAGUGA